UGGUCCCCGGGGCUGGUUCCGCUCCUCGCAUGGGACAUUCCUGCCGAGCGGCCCCUCCCUAAAGCCCCUCAGUGCGCAGACUCCGGCUCUGCGCUGUCAGGGCAAGGCAGUCUGACAGUAUGGCGGCGGGGUGCAGCUGGAAGGAUGCUACAGUCGCCCGUGAUGCGUCUGUUGCCGGCAGGACGUGAAUGGACCUUUGACGGCAGAGAGAGCAGAGGAUCCAGCGCGAAAGGCCCGUCGCCGUGAGCUCCGAAGAUGGCCAGGCUCGCCGACUACUUCUUAGUUGUCGGCUACGACCUCGACAAGCGAGUGGAGGGUGAAGGUCAAGGUCGCAUUCUCCAGCGGUUUCCUGAGAAAGACUGGGAGGACAGCCCAUUCCCACAAGGCAUAGAGCUGUUCUGUCAGCCCAGUGGUUGGCAGCUGGCUCCUGAGCGGCAGCCUGCCACCUUCAUUGUAGCGGUUUUGACUGACAUCAACUCGGAGCGUCACUACUGUGCCUGCUUCACUUUCUGGGAGUGCCUGGAUAACCCGCAGCUGCAGAAGGCGGAGGCCAGUGAGUUGGAUGAGGUGGAUGAGGAUUUGGCUGUCGUCCAGGCAACGAAGGUCUUUGCCCCGAAGAGCCUGGUGCUGGUGUCCCGACUGGACUACACCGAGGUGUUCAGGAACUGUCUGGGUCUGGUCUACACCAUCUACGUAGAUGGCCUGUCUGCCCCUUUGGAAACAGUGAUCGGGAAUCUCCUCACCUGUGUCAUCCCCAUCGCUGGAGGCUCCCAGCCGGGCCAGGAGGAGAGAGAGGAGAGAUUGAGGACGAUAACGUUAGGUGCUGGCGACCGGCAAGUUAUCCAGACUCCCAUCGAUGACUCGCUUCCUGUCAGCGGCAGCAGUGUGGCCCAGCUCUUCAGACAGCUUGGUAUAGUCAACGUGUUGUAUCUGUUAUGCGCUGCCCUGACGGAACAUAAGAUCCUGUUCUUGUCCUGUAGCUACCAGAGACUCACGGACGCUUGCCGCGGACUGUUGGCCAUCAUGUUCCCCCUUAAAUACAGCUUCACCUAUGUUCCCAUCCUACCUGGAAAACUAAUAGAGGUCCUAAGCACUCCCACCCCCUUCAUCAUUGGUGUCAAUUCGUUCUUCCGCUCCGAAACACAAGAACUGUUGGAUGUGAUCGUUGCCGACCUGGACGGUGGUACGGUGACCAUUCCAGAGUGUGUCCACAUCUCCCUGCUGCCUGAACCGCUCCUUCAGCAGACACAGACUGUGCUGGCAAUGAUUUUGGAUCCAGAGCUUGAAAUUGCUGAUCAUGCCUUUCCCCCAGUCUCUUCACAACCCUCUGCACUUAAGAUCCAGGAUAAGGAGAUCCGUGCAGUGUUCCUGUGGCUGUUCGCUCGGCUCUUCCAGGGCUACCGCUGGUGUCUACACAUCAUUCGCAUUCACCCUGAACCAGUGAUCCGCUUCCACAAGGCUGCCUUCCUGGGCCAGAGAUCGCUGACAGAGGACGAUUUCCUGAUGAAGGUGUUGGACGGCAUGGCAUUUGCAGGUUUCGUGUCAGAGAGGGGGCCUCCUUACAGAGCCACUGACCUAUUUGAUGAUCUGGUAGCCAAUGAGGUGGAGCGGAUACGGCAAGAGGAGGCGUGUCCACACAAAGUCAUGAACCAUGUCAAGGAGCUCGCUGAGCAGCUCUUCAAAAACGAGAAUCCCUACCCCGCAGUGGCGAUGCACAAGGUCCAGCGGCCGAAAGAAAGCAGACAGAACGAGGCACCGAAUCAGACGCCCUUUCCUGGGCUGGACGAUGUUGCAGUGCAGCUCUUCAUCGACCACGCUUCCGCCAAGCUCAAGAGUGCACCUCCCGUGGUCAAGGCGGAGCUCAAGGCCAUGGUGCCUUCUGGGCCCCCACUGGGAGACAUUGUGGAUAGAAACGGAAACGUGAUGGCCAACAGCGCCCGCAGGCUGGAGGUGGUCAGGAACUGCAUCACAUACAUCUUUGAGAACAAGAUGCUGGAGGCAAAGAAGCUGAUGCCAGCUGUACUUCGGGCAUUGAAGGGUCGGGCAGCCCGGGUUUGUUUGACCCAGGAGCUCAAUCAGCAUGUCCUGCAGAACCGAGCUGUGCUGGAUGACCAGCAGUUUGACUACAUAGUCCGCAUGUUGAACUGCACCUUACAGGCAGCUGAAAAACAGGACAGAACAUUAAGCACAUACAAUGCAGUGGACUGUUCACACAUGGAUGAACAUGGCAUCGCAGCGGCCCUGCUACCAUUGGUCACGGCCUUCUGCAGAAAACUCGGCUCAGGCAUCACUCAGUUUGCCUACAGCUGUGUACAGGAGCACAUGGUGUGGACCAACAUGCAGUUCUGGGAGGCCAUGUUCUACAGCGACGUCCAGAACCACAUCAGGGCUCUGUACCUGGAAUCAGAGGAUGGAGAGCAGCAGAAGAACCUGGAGCAGCAGGACGGCUCGGGUGAAGGGAGGGAAAUCAGCGCCCUGGAGCUGGCGUCAGAGCAGAACAGGCUGUGGCCGACACUUAGUAAGGAGAUGCAGAUGGAGCGUGUACAGAAGGAGGAGAGCACGGUGUUCAGCCAGGCCAUCCACUACGCUAACAGGAUGAGCUACCUGCUCCUGCCGCUGGACACCAGCAAGAACCGGCUGCUGAGGAACACAGGCCUCGGAGACGUAGAGAGCGUUAGCAACAGCUACGUCACAAACAGUAUUGCAGGCAGCAUGGCGGAGAGCUACGACACAGAGAGCGGCUUUGAAGACGCAGAGAGCUCAGAUGUGGCCAACUCUGUGGUGCGCUUCAUCAACCGCUUUGUCGACAAAGUGUGCAAUGAGAGCGGCGUGACCAACGAGCACCUUAAGGCUCUCCACACCAUGAUACCGGAUAUUGUUCAGAUGCACAUUGAGACGUUAGACGCAGUCCACAGGGAGAGUAAGAGACUGCCUCCAAUCCAAAAGCCCAAGCUGCUGAGGCCGAUUCUGUUGCCGGGUGAGGAGCUGGUGAUGGAUGGCAUGCGGGUCCACCUGAUUCCCGACGGCCGCGAGGAGGCCACAGGGAUGAUGGGAGGUCCACCUCUGCUUCCCGCCGAGGGUGCCAUCUUCCUCACCACCUACCGGCUCAUCUUCAAGGGCACCCCUACAGACCCACUGGGUGGAGAGAACAAACGACACCCGCGCUCAGUCUCGUCGCUGCACUGUGACCUGAAGUAA
Molecule: messenger RNA, 3198 nt
Organism: Paralichthys olivaceus (Japanese flounder)
Lineage: Eukaryota; Metazoa; Chordata; Actinopteri; Pleuronectiformes; Paralichthyidae
Source: RefSeq, a predicted model, not a curated record